Colletotrichum phormii is the source of this 1198-nucleotide messenger RNA. RefSeq names its product S-adenosyl-L-methionine-dependent methyltransferase. The record is from RefSeq and is a predicted model, not a curated record. Lineage: Eukaryota; Fungi; Ascomycota; Sordariomycetes; Glomerellales; Glomerellaceae. The coding region runs from base 1 to 1005 and encodes 334 amino acids. The transcript is spliced from 6 exons.
AUGGCUGAAGUCGACCACGAGGUCAACAUCGAACAGUCUCUAGAGGAUAGCCGAGCAGAUGUUGAAAGCGUUGCUUCCUCGAGCACCAGCAUCAGCGGCUCGAUUUUAGACUACCGAUUCGAAAAUGGCAGGACGUACCAUCGUUACAAAGACGGCAAAUACGCGAUCCCCAACGAUGAGCGAGACAACGAUAGAAUGGAUAUGCAACAUCAUAUAUGCCUCAUAACCCUUGGUGGCAGGCUAGGACUAGCACCUCCAUGCCAGCCCGAGGUCAAAGUCAAGCGAGUACUAGACGUAGGCACCGGUACAGGCAUCUGGGCUAUCCAGUUUGCUGGUGAUCACCCCGAAGCUGAGGUACAUUUAAAGGAAUUAAUGGACCUAGAAUACGCGUUUGAUCGUAGGCAGGUUCUCGGCGUUGAUCUUUCCGCUACACAACCAGACUUCCUGGCUACGAAUGUCGAGUUCGAAAUCGAUGACAUCGACGAGGAGUGGACAUAUACCCUUCCGUUCGAUUACAUCCACAGUCAUUUCAUGUCAUCCAGCAUCGCAGACUGGAAGGUGUACCUUACCAAGUGUUUCAAGCAUAUCCAACCUGGCGGUUAUCUCGAACUACAGGAGCCAGAGAUGGAAUUCCAGGCCGACGACGGCACAUUUCCUUCCGAUUGCCCCUUGGCCAAGUACGGCAACCUCCUGAAGGAAGCCGCGGCCAUACUUGGGCGUGAGUACGUUGCGGUGUCUUCCUUGAAGACACUGAUGGUUGAGGUGGGCUUCCAGCACGUGACACUGAGCCGGUACAAGUGGCCCAUCAACACGUGGCCCAAGGAUCCCGCGUUCAAGGAACUGGGCGCCUGGGGCUUCAAGAACAGCAAUGCUGGUCUUGAGGCUAUUUCCAUUGCGCCACUGACGCGCGCUCACAAGUGGACUAGAGAGGAAGUGGAUGUCUUUUUGGCUGAUGUCCGGAAGGACUUGGCUAACAAAAACUACCACACCUAUAUUCCCAUGUAAGUCUCACCAUCGUGCUUGGACAUUGGCCAACGCCGUUCUCAUAUUGACUUGUUGGACUCGGGUAUUUUGUUGUUGGACGUAAACCGGAAUAGAGGCAGUAAAACCAACGCGAAUCUUGAAAAUGAUGGCGCACGAAAUGUUUGAUUAGGAACGGGAUGUAGGUGUUUGGAGAUUCGGCAAGUAGUCGUGCCAG